This is a messenger RNA of Actinia tenebrosa (Australian red waratah sea anemone), 1932 nucleotides long. Its product is annotated as set1/Ash2 histone methyltransferase complex subunit ASH2. NCBI's taxonomy places the organism in Eukaryota, Metazoa, Cnidaria, Anthozoa, Actiniaria, Actiniidae. The record is from RefSeq and is a predicted model, not a curated record. Gene Ontology annotation, molecular function: protein binding; transcription cis-regulatory region binding. Gene Ontology annotation, cellular component: Set1C/COMPASS complex.
UUGACAUUGGAGUCAAAAUGGCGGACGGCGAGGUGGAAGAAGUGACAAAGAAAGAAGAAGAAGAGGAACAAGAAGAAACGACUGAUGUCACUAGAGAUUGCAAGCCAGAUACACAAGAAAUAAUACCACAAGAAAAGGAUAUAGAAACAACAGAGAGCGUAGAUGAUACAGCCACGGACGUAGAUGACGAGAAAUCUCUCUUGGAUACUGAGGCUUUAGAAGAUUCCCAAGAUUCUGAGGCUUUUAUAGAAGAACAGAAAUCUGUCAAUGGCAGUGACUUGGCGGACAGUUACUGUGCUAACUUUGGAAUGCUUGCCAGCAGCCUUGACGGCAGUCUGGGGAGUAGCCAAGGGAGUUUGCUGCAGAGCAGCUUGUUGCAGAGAAGUUUGACUGUCAGUAAAGGCAAAGAUACAGGACAAAGAAAAUCUUCCAGAGGGAAAAGAAAAUUGGAUAGCAGUCAGCAGUUUUCAUCAUCUAAGAAAUCUAAAACUGAUUUACCAGCUUCACAGAAACUCCCACCACAUGGAUACCCAUUAGAGCAUCCAUUCAAUAAGGAUGGUUAUCGAUAUAUUCUUGCUGAUCAAGAUCCUGUUGCUCCAAAAGCAAACUUUGAUCAAGAAUACUGGGCAGGGAAGCCUAUUCCUGGGGAUCUUUAUCGCGUCAAGCUCCACACAGAAGUACUUUUAUCUAUGAAUGACAGAGCUCCACAAUUAAAGAUAUCAGAAGACAGACUGUCAGUUACUGGGGAGAAAGGCUACUGUAUGAUAAGAGCUACUCAUGGUGUUAACAGAGGUGCAUGGUAUUUUGAGAUGAAUGUAGAGGACAUGCCAGAUGAUUCUGCUACUAGACUUGGUUGGUCAAGACUUUAUGGAAACUUGCAAGCACCAUUAGGAUAUGAUAGAUUUAGUUUUUCCUGGCGAAGUAAAAAGGGAACUCGUUUUCAUGAAAGUAGAGGCAAACAUUACAGUGAUAGUGGUUACACAGUAGGAGAUGUACUUGGCUUUUUCAUUUACUUACCAGACAAUAACAGACACCCAUCAACAUUUCUCCCUUCCACUUUUAAAGAUCGGGCUCUUAUCAAGUUCAAAAACUAUCUUUAUUUUGAAGAGAAAGAUCAAGUAGAUGAAGCUAUUAAAAAACUAGCUACUUUAUCAGGAAGUAAGAUUAAAUUUUACAAAAAUGGAGUUUGUCAGGGUGUUGCCUUUGAGGAUAUCUUUGAUGGGGAGUACUAUCCAGCCAUUUCAAUCUACAAGAAUGCUACAGUGAAAAUAAACUUCGGCCCAUACUUCCAGUUUCCACCCACCGAUGAGGAGUUCAGACCAAUGAGUGAGAGAGCAGGGGACAUCAUGGUUGAACAAGCAUUAGCAGACAGCCUGUACCACGUCGAAGCUCUUGAAAAACCUGCCCAACUCACUGAUAAACCCCUUCUUACAAAGCGAAAAUAACAGCCUUUAAUAGUCGACAUGCAUAGAGAAUUACAAAAUAUUUAAUACGAGUCAAGAAGCCCAGCUGCAGCCAUCAAGCCUGACCAUUAGUAGUUAAUAUAUGUACAUAGCAUAUGGACUAUAUAUAAAGAAGAGUACUGUACUCAAGAGAAACGAGAGUCAUAAUCGAUGACGUCGCUUGUUUGCCGCAGUAUCCCGUGGCGAAUACAGUAAUAAUAACUGUACUUUCAUAUCUAUUCUAUUUAGUUUGCUAGUUUUCAUUUACUUUCGAGGUCUCUUUUCCCAUACUUUUUGUAUAAGUUUACAGAGUACACGAUGUUACUAAACAAAAUAGAGAAAAUUAAUUCGUUACUCCAACAUACUUUAUCGACAGAACUCUCCACUCCAUGUAGGUAAAAAAAGCCCGAAUUUUUUGAAGUGUUGUACUUAGUACUUCACUAUCUUGAAGACGUAUUCAUAAUAAAUGCUGGAAAGGAUUUCUGUGUUA